AUGGUCAAAUCGAAGUCGCCGAGGCCUAAGACCGUUGCGACGACAGCGGAUUCGAGGGCAACGGCGACGGUAAAAUCGAAGUCGCCGCGGCCCAAGAGCCUUGCGACGACAAUAGAUUCGAAGGCAACGACGACGGUCAGGUCGAAGUCGCCGAGGCCUAAGGGUGCUACGUCGAAGACGGUGGCCAGAGGAGAUAACAGCGGCGGUGACCGUGUAGCCGGUGGGGGCGAUGGUGGUGUGACCGCCGGGAGUGGGAGAAGUCCCAGCAAGAAACGUCAACGACCCAGGUUCUCUGCCUCCACUAGCACUGCCCGGGAGCAUGACGUCAGGGCACCAGCGACACCAGGGUCUCCAUGUAGCAAUUCCUCCAGUACGAUGGACAAGGUGGUCCCCCAGGUCCAGCAGAAGGUCUGCAGUAACGACGGCGGCGAAGAGGGGGGCGGUCUUCCAUCUCUCGGCACAUGGGAGAAGACCGUGCUCCAGCUGGAGAUCUUGAAAAAGAUCACGGGAAAGGACGACGAAGAGCUAGAGUGGCUUAUCACGGCAACCCAGGGAAACGCAGUGGAAAUGAGCGAGAGGCGGAGGGAGACCGCGGAGACAGAGUACCACCGCCUUCUCUUCCAAGAAUCCAUGGUUCAGGCGGCCAUGGAGAUUCUCAAGGACCGUCGGCUUUCGGUGUCUCUCAAAGCCGUCGCCAAGAUGGGAGGAGACCUCGAACGCCUGACCAAUCCUCACGGUCAGCUUGCCGAAGAGUUCGGCGGUGAACUCCUCGGUCAGGCCGGCGGCGGCGAGGCCGGGGCCGAGGCGAAGUUGCGCCACGUGGUCGAGGGCAUCUCCGCGGCGCAGGAGAAGGUGCUGCGGGUCGGCCACGCCCUGAUCGAUGAGGCCGAGAGUGGCACCAAGAAGGCCAUAGGGGCGUACAAGGGCGCGCUCAAGACUGUCAUCGGCUGGGCCAGAGAGCUCAUUGCACCCGCCCAGGCUGUGAACGGCCUCCAAGACUUGGAGGCUGCCACGAAGGCGAUGGCUGAGGGACUCAGCAAGACAAGGAGAGACUGCCAGACUGCUCUCGAAAGCAUGGAGCUGUGGAGGGAGAGGAAGGAGGCCCUGCCCGAGUAUAUUAAGGUACGUUGUGAAGGUAUGCAGCACGUGGCCGAAGAAGAGAAGGCCUGGUUCGAGAGAGAGGCCGCCGCCAACGAGAAGGCUCUGCGGUGCAUGCGGUCUCUCAUCCCGGUGGGCGUGACCGGGCUCACGGUGUCGGAGUUAGAGCAGCGCGCCAUCGAGGGGGGUUCGCUGUAUCCGAGGGAUUUGUCCCUAAGGCUAAAGGAGAACCGGCUCCUCCACUGGACGGUGAUGCACCCGGAAGACAUUGCGAGGAGCAACUUCCUGCAGGGAGCACACGCUCAUUUCUUCACCAAUCUCGACAAGUACGACCUGGUGGAGAUGAGGGCGGUGAUGGCAUGCCUUCCGGCCAAGUUCGAGGUGGACGAGGACGGUCGCAAGGCUGCCUGGAGGGCCGAGUUCGUGCAACGGGCGAAGGGUCUCGUGGCUCAGGAGAGGGGCGACACAGUGAGCGGGGGCUGGGACCCCAAGAUCUCGGCCAGGCGGCAAGUUCGCCUUCCCGAGCUGAGCGCCGGGCAGGCCAGGAGGGAGGAGUACUUUUAUCCGACGGCGGAAAAGGUGCAGGGCACGGUGGACAAGCUCCGAGAGCGGCAGCGCAAGCUGGAGGCGAAGCAGGCGGACUUGGCCAAGGUGAGGGACGAGCUCCUCCCCGAGGCGAGACGGGAGUACGACUACGUCCUCGAGGACACUCGCCACUCGGUCAACAGGGCCACCCGCACUCCGGAGGCUCUCCGGAGUGCAAGAGAAGAGGCCAAGUCGGAGGUCACCAGGCUUUCGAAGGAGGCAAAACGCCUCGAGGGUGAGGUAGCGUCGGCGGUCCGCGCGCUAAGGGAGAGCCCGUCGACGGUGGAAGGCAUGCUCAAGGAGGCCGCGGCAACACGGCGGCUGCUGGCUAAACGCUCGAGGAAGCUCUCUCGCUUGUCCGCCAAGCAGCAUGCCAAGGGGGCAGCCACCUCCGCUACCGCUUGCCCGCCCGCCCCGGCGCGCGAAAAUGGUGGCCGGGUGGGCGCGGAAGCCGAAACGGGAUCCACGGCGGAAGAGGACAGUAAGGCGGAGGUGGAAGGGGAAGAAGACGACGACGAGGGAGAGGAGUUGGAAGGCGAGGACGAUCAGAACGAACAGGAGGCGGAGGAGGAGGAGGAGGCGGAGGAGGUGGAGGUGGAAGAGGGGUCAGUGGUUUUGGGGGCCUUUGACCCAACCCCCGAGCUCAAGUCCAGGCUGAACGACAGGGGAAACUCUCUCCGGUUUGUGACGGCGGACGAGGAGGCACAGAUCCGGAAGGAAGAGCUGGCGAUGGUCUUCUCCGGUCGGUCCAGCGGAUCAGCAGCGGCUAGCGGGGUGUUGGAGGAAGACGGCGGCAGUAGCAGCAGCAUCGGUGGUAAUGGUGAUGAUGACACCGGUGGCGAUGCGGAGGAGGGGGAGAAGACGUCGGCCGACGAUGUGGGCAGCGAUUCCAGCCUAGCUGGUGGACGGGGAAGCACCAGGGGCCGGGUCAAGUCCUUCGGGGCAAUCUUGGAGAGCACCCUGAGCAAGAACUUGGUCCCCGCCCCCCCACCCUCCCGGUCUACCGGCCCGAUCAGGAGGGCCAGCAUGUCGGCGUUGCCCCCCCGGCCGGAGCGGGAGUCCAGCGGCAAGAAGAAGGCCGCGGUGAUCGCCAAGGAGACGCCGUGGAAGCCCAAGUCUAAGUACUUCCGCUCCCUGCAGUCCGCGGCCGCCGCCAGCGACGGCAACGGCAACGCCAGCAGCGGUGGCUCUCGCUCUACCGGCGGCAUGCCUCCGCCCCCGCAGGCACCGAUGCUGGGAAUGCUGUCGCAGAUUCGGGCCCGCGGCAACAACACAGGCUGCUCUCGGUCGACCGGCUGCCUGCCCCCGCCGCCGCCGCCGCCGCCUCCGCCGCCGCCGGCACCGAUGCCGGGAAUGCUGUCGGAGAUCCGGGCGCGCGGCGGCAGCGCGCGCGGCGUCGCUGGCACCCAGAGCGGCGGUAGCCAAGCGCCGGCCGGCAUGGACGGUCUUUUGGCAGAGAUUCGAGCGAGGCGCCGCUGAGGUCGAGAGGCCCUCACAGAGCUCCACACUAGUCGAAGGGGAUGGUCUUCCACGUUUUGUGAUUUUGUUUUGUUUCGUGCACGUGCAGUUGUGGCUCCGAUCCUAAAGGGUCGAAAUCGGUCGUCACGGACAGAACCCGCUGUAGUGUAGUUGAGCACCCUCUUAUUCCAGUAAGCGAGGGUUGAGGGCCUUUGUAACACCUCCCAAUCAAUGUAUUAUAUCGGGGCCACCACUGUAAAUGUCGGUUGUACAGCAUAGAUUGUCUGAGUUACGUACUGGCGGGGCUGCUAAUUGAGGUAGUUAGACUUGAUUGGGUCUAUGAGUGGCUGCCUGUUGUAUCACGUGUAUCUCUAUCGUGUGUGUUUGAGAGAACACACCGGCUGUGACUGCACUUUAUCUGGGUUUUUACUUGCUGUUGUGGGUGACUGUGACUGUGACUGGAUUUGUAUGCGUAUAGGGAGAGGUGAGGUGACCGGGUGCAACUUGUCACCCACGACACCGACCCGACACAACUGCUCUUGUUUUUAUUUUUUCUUCUUCCGGUGUCUAAGCCGUCUGCUUUUGUCAUCAGCGGCAGAGGUUCCUGUUCCCGCGCUUCUAGAAUAAAGCCCGCCUUGUUUUCGUGCAGGACUGUAAAGAUUCGUGGGGGAUCUAUUCAGUUCGUGUGCUGUACUCGUUUGAUGGGUCAGUCUAGAGGUCAGCAGGGCAAUUUUGAAGAGAUUUGGAGGUUUGUUUCUUUCGAUCAAGGUGAUUCGGUUUCGUAUACGAACAAUGGUCACGAAACGACAUGUCGCGCACGUGCGCGGGAGCACGGGAAGAUUUAAGUUCGUAUUUGUUGGUAGGCUUUUGGGAGGGGGUUGUCAUGCAGGCAUGUUUUGAGCGGUCGCUCGUUAUGGUGGGUGGAAUGUUGCAAGUUUUUUAUGCGGUUGAAAUGCGAAAAGAGGAACGGAAGUAGCGUUUCCUCGAACAACCUUCCUUCUGAAGGCGCUCGAGGGCUUUGUAACCCCGCGGUGUUGCUGUGCCGUGUUUCAUGUUUACGGGACCGCAUUUUUUUUGCCUUGUUCGAGAGAGAAAUUUCUGAGAAAUUUCUCUGUUCACAGGCGUCGUAGGCUCUUCCGUCUCCGGUUUUAUCACUUUCAUCCGAUAGGGAGCUGUUUUACAAUUCUGUUUUUUUUUCCGAAAUGUGACUUUGAGAGUAUGCCACUGUUUCCUCUUUUUGGAGAAGACGACGGUCGUCAUUGUUCGGUUAUUGUACACCGAAGGGCAGGAGAUAGAAUGAGAUAGGAAGAGGGUCCGUGUGUGGGUCUUGUGUCGUAUGGGUGUCGUCGUGUCGGUUCCCUUUAUUUUUCCAUGUCGGUUCAAUGGUCGAGGAUGUGGGGUGGCUCCUGGGCAUCCGGGUGAAGAUGGGUUUAGCGCACCGCUCCGAUGCUAUCAUGGGUGAUCCAAAAAUGUGGUAUGGGGCUUGGGUACGGCUUGGGGUAACAGGCUAUCGCUAAGACGAUGAUGAUGAGCGGGAGUUGCUGUUUUUGCUGGGAGGGUCGUGAUGUGGUUGCGUUGGCUUCGAGGUAGCCGGUUGAAGUGGCAACUCUUGAAGCCUCGAAUUUUUGAUACUGCGUUGAGCAGCGGAGGUUGCUGUUUGUGCUGGGAGCGUUGUAUCGGGCGGGGACUUGGCCUUGAUGUAGUACGUAUCCGAAGGAGUGCUGGCGACGGGGUAGACAAAUAUCGCCCAGU
Ectocarpus sp. CCAP 1310/34 is the source of this 4893-nucleotide messenger RNA. Lineage: Eukaryota; Phaeophyceae; Ectocarpales; Ectocarpaceae. The record is from the annotation of a GenBank genome assembly.